UGGGUAAUAAGCGAACAAUCUAUAAUAAAGAUCCGUGUCACCUCUAAUAUCCUUUGCAAUAACUUUGAAAUACAGAUAAUGUAAUAUGAUAGAUUAAAAUGGAUUUCAAAUUUCCAUGAAACUGGCCCGAUUUUGUCGAUCACUGCGACCGGACCUUGCAAUUUCAGCGAAUCGAGUCAAGUCUAUAACCGGACAAAGCCUUAUUGUCAGAGCCUUAGUCAACCCUUUCAUCUCAACAUCCGAUACACCGAUUUGAUGGGCUGCUGUGAAUCUCGUCCAACUCAUAAUGGUUCAGGAGGAACCCGUACUGGAGGAAAACCAUAUCGACGUUCAAGGCUUAAAUGGAAAUCCGAUACAUCCAUGACUCGGAGUGAAUUGGAAAGUCAACGCGAGACAUUUUGGGCAACCGCACCGACUUACGAGGGUCGACCGGAAAUUUGGCAAGCAUUGCAUGCUGUUGUGACCUCGGACGAUGUACAACUGGCUCGCUCCAUUCUCGAGGCCGCCAAUAUCACCUUGCCCACUGGUGAUUUGUCCGAUGGUUGCUUUGACGAACUGGGCAAUCGCUAUGAAAUACCUGUUUACUGUCUUGCCGAUCCCACCAAUUUGUUACAAGACAGCAAUGGUGGCGACUCCAAUCACGACAUGAAACGAAAACCUUCCACGUCCACAUCCACGUCCACAAGUUUGUCCAUGCGGCGAUCAACGGGAGCUUCCCAUAGCACACCCUCCGGUUCAAUGCCAACUAGCAAGCAUGAAGUUGUUGAAGAGUCAAUGCCAACCCCCGAUCCAUCGGCCGACUUCCCUAUCACCGUGCGAUUAUCCAUCGGCAAAGAUAUCAAGUUACACAUUAAUUCACAGCAUGAAACCAUCGCGACACUGCGGUCACGCAUCUACGCUCACCCGGAGAUUGGUCUCUCGAGCGAAACAUACUUUAUUCGUUUCAUCUAUUUAGCCCACGUUCUCAAGGACGAUCUAUCCAUUAUGUGCGACCCGGCAACCCCGGCAGCCGCCUUCCAAGAUGCUUUUGCUGAAAAAAACAGUGUUCGCAUUCGACCCAACACGGUGAUCCAAGCACUCAUCAUCAAACGAACAUCAUAGCUGCUUCCUAACGCAGUCUCUCUCCCAAUCGAUCAUUUCUCAAAUACAAAGCUGUCCUACAUGUCGCCUGUGAAUAACAAAUUCCUUUACUUUAUCAUUACACUGCAAACCACAUUCAAUAAUCGUAGGCAAUUGCGCCAAUUUAAUGACAUUCCUACUUUUUUAUGUGUCACAAAAUCAAAGAUACAGCGGAUCAUUGAAUACAUCGCGAUGGACUUCAAACUGUUUUUCACAGCGGACUUUUUACCUCUUUGUUUCAUGCGCGCACGGACCUUUUUUCUCGUCUUGGGAAAAAGAAUACAUUGGGAUACCAGAAAG
This is a messenger RNA of Radiomyces spectabilis, 1419 nucleotides long. RefSeq lists its product as uncharacterized. Lineage: Eukaryota; Fungi; Mucoromycota; Mucoromycetes; Mucorales; Radiomycetaceae. Bases 256 to 1101 code for a protein of 281 amino acids. The record is from RefSeq and is a predicted model, not a curated record. The transcript is spliced from 4 exons.